AAAAAAAAAAGUAAUAAUUAAAUUAAAACAUAAUUGUUAGUUUACGUGAUAGUGUAUAAACUUACUAAUUCAUGUUUUUAUCAAUUUUACAGGAAUUGAUCUUCAAAAAUAAACCUGCAAGAUGUCAUAUGAAGAGCGAUUUUGAAUCACCACGAACAAACAAUGUCAUAUUGCCAUGCUGGAUGGCAGUGCAUAUUUGCUGUAAGAGCCAAGGUGAUUCAAGUACUUGGAGUCGGAAGAAUGGUUGGUCGUUGCCCCUGCAUCCUCUUCAAGUGCUGGCAUGGUUUUUCUUGCUUCUCUUUGCGGUGUUAUACUUUGGUGUUCUGGUUUCUUCCAUUCCCUGUGGACUUUGGCAGAUAAUGGCUUAUGUUGUUUUAAGUGUUGUCUACGUUAUUCACAUUGUAAUUCACGUGAUCGGUGUGAGUCUCGACCCUGCAGACCCCAACGUUCUUGCCAAAAACGUUAGCGGACCGUGCCUCGCGUUUGAUCGCAGCACUCACACACAUGUGAUAGAGAAUCAGUUGUGUUACAUCUGUGGGGUAAAAGUGUAAGUGUCGUGUGUGUUGCUUUUGUAAAUCACGUUAGGUAUCGAAUCAGAUUGAUUUAACUUCUGUAGAGGGUACAACUUUAUGAUUUUGUAAACUCAGACAUAACUUCUGUUAAAGAAAUGUUAUUUUUCUAUUAAAGAAAUAGAUAAAUGGAAUAGUUUGUCUUCAAGUAAGGUAGAGUCUGAAAAGUUGGAUAUUAAGAGUAGUGGACCAAUGGAAUUGUUAAUGUUCAAGUAUUAUAGAAGUUACAGAAGUUUAAUAGGAG
Messenger RNA from Limulus polyphemus (Atlantic horseshoe crab), 813 nucleotides. Its product is annotated as probable palmitoyltransferase ZDHHC11. The coding region runs from base 72 to 551 and encodes 159 amino acids. NCBI's taxonomy places the organism in Eukaryota, Metazoa, Arthropoda, Merostomata, Xiphosura, Limulidae. The transcript is spliced from 3 exons. The record is from RefSeq and is a predicted model, not a curated record.